UAUUAUGAUAGUUGGUAUGACCUCAGUACAGCGGCUUCUGUUGCUCAGUCAUGAGUGCAAUUAUUCCUGUUAGGGAUGCACCGAAUCCAAAAUUCUAAGUAACUAAGUAACUAAGAAAUUGCCACUGGCUUCUACUUGAAUCAUUCCAAUAGCAAGUUAUAUAUACACAAGUUGAUUGGGCAGAUUUUUUUCUCCCCCCUAUGACUGGCUGCCUGCUGUUACCUCUACUUUAAAUAUUUGUCUGUGCUGACUUCUACUCUCUAGUUACUUUUCUUUUGCCUGCAGCAUACACGGACCUUCUUCAAAUGGAAAAGCUACAAUCACCUGCGCAUGAAAGGAUAGAAGAGAAUCUAGACAAAAGAAAUAGCUUGCAUCCUGUCACCCUUUCAAAUAGGAUAAAUCUGACUUUACUAGAUAACAGAACUUCAGCACAACAGUUCCUCAAGCAGAAAAUCAGCAAUAACAUAGCACAGGGAAAUCAUGAUGCCUUUUAUAUUGCAGACCUUGGAGACAUAAUACAGAAACAUAGGCGGUUUUUGAAGGAGCUACCCCAAGUGAAGCCUUUCUAUGCAAUGAAGUGCAAUAGCACAAGGGAGGUGCUUCAAAUGAUGGCAACUCUUGGUACAGGAUUUGAUUGUGCGAGUAUGGGAGAAAUAGAAACCGUGCUUAAAAUGGGAAUACGAGCUGCUGAUAUUAUCUAUGCCAACCCUUGUAAGCAGGUAUCACACAUCAAAUAUGCUGCUGAGCAUGGAGUGUGCAGAAUGACAUUUGACUGUGAAGCUGAAUUGUUUAAGGUAGCAGCCUCUCAUCCAAAGGCCGAGAUGAUUCUCCGCAUUGCAACCAACGACAGAGACGCUUGGUGUCCCCUUAGUUUCAAAUACGGUGCUCUUCUGGAGGAAUGUGAGGAUCUUCUCAAGAAAGCAAAAAACUUCAAUAUCCAAGUAAUCGGAGUGAGUUUUCAUACUGGCUCUGGAUGCAAGAACACUUAUUCCUUUUGCAAAGCCAUUGAAGAUGCCAGAAAGGUAUUUGAUAUUGGGAAAAAGUUGGGAUAUCAGAUGCGACUCCUUGAUAUUGGAGGUGGUUUUCCUGGGGACUCUGAAUUCCGACCAACAUUUGAGGAGUUUGCAGAAGUCAUCCGUCAUUCUCUGAACCAGUACUUUCCUAAUAAUAUGGAUGUAGAGAUUAUUUCUGAACCGGGAAGAUAUUAUGUGGAAUCAGCUUUCACUAUUGCAUUGAAUAUUAUUACCAAGAAGGAGAUGUAUGAGAAAGGUGCAGAUGGAGAGAGGAGAAGGAAAUUCUUGUAUAUACUAAAUGAUGGGGUGUAUGGAAUGUUUCUUGAUUUUUGUUUAUUAAAAGAAAAACUAAAACGGAGGCCAAUAUUAAGAAAGAGGCAGCGGUUGCAGGCAAUUCAAGAACAAAAGAAGAAGCUGGAGAAGGAAGGAAAAUACAAGGCACCAGAUUUCAGCAAAGAUCACAGCAGCCCUUAAUCUGUUAACAUGCCAUUAACCUUGUUCAUUAGAGCACCAACAAGUUACACUGUGCUUUACAAUAAUUAUUCAUUCUAUGUUAUGAAUUCCAAUAUUCCCAAAAUUACAUUUUGCAAUUAUUAAAAUGGCCCAUUCUAGCCCUUGUGUUUCAGUAUUUGGGUGAUAAACAAAGACUUUUCAGUAUAUCAUUAUACCAAUCAUUUUUGUAUAAACAGGAUUUCUGCCUGCAUUAAUAAAAAAAAAAGGCCAUCAUAAAUAUGAUAGCCAAUGCUGUGCAACAUUUUACAGUCAAAAAUAUUGUUGGGGUUUUUUGUCAUUAGACUGCAGACCGUACAAUGUUAUUCUCAGCACAAAGAAACAAAGAAAACUAUAACAAUUCAAACUUCUAUUUAUUUGGUUCAUAGAUUACCAGCAUUAUUAAGUACUUCUAAAUUGUAAUACAGCUUCAUAAAAAAACAAUGGCAAGUUUGAGGCACAACUGUCCAGAGGUCCCUUGUAGCUAACUCUAUACUGCCUCCUGAGUUGAGCUUUGUACAGUGUGGUUAGUAGUACUGACCCAGUUUUAUGGGAUAUCUCCCACCCUAUUU
Xenopus laevis (African clawed frog) is the source of this 2074-nucleotide messenger RNA. Its product is annotated as ornithine decarboxylase. The record is from RefSeq and is a predicted model, not a curated record. Bases 306 to 1487 code for a protein of 393 amino acids. The transcript has 9 exons. Lineage: Eukaryota; Metazoa; Chordata; Amphibia; Anura; Pipidae.